Racocetra persica is the source of this 1611-nucleotide messenger RNA. The record is from the annotation of a GenBank genome assembly. Lineage: Eukaryota; Fungi; Glomeromycota; Glomeromycetes; Diversisporales; Gigasporaceae.
AUGUCAAAAGUCAAUAGCAGAUCUCGUUCUAGUUCGCCAAUAGAACAUGAGUCUAGUCGAAUAUCUAUCUCUCAUCAAAAGAUUGAUUAUAAUAAUGAACUCCACAAAAUUGAAAUUUUGGUAAACAACCUUAUUCGUGAGUUUGGCGACGUUCGAACUACAAAGCGUUUAGAUCUUUUAUGGAAUCCUUCAGUCAAUACUAGGGCUAAAACUAUCCCAUGUUCACAAAAUUGUUUUAUACUCUUUCGUAAGGAUAUAACUGCCAAAUAUAAUCCACAAAAAAAUAGCAGUAACAGUAAGAAGAGAGUUGGCAAAACCAUUUCAGACUCAUCAAAAAUCAUGAAGGAAAGAUGGGCAGCAAUUAAAAAAUUUAAUCAGCAUGAAUACAAAUUCUGGAAAAAAUUAACAGAAAUAGCAAAUUUGAAGCACAAAUUGCGAUAUCUGAAUUAUAAAUAUAUUCUGAUUAGGAAAAAAUAUAAAAAAUAUAGAUCAAAUAAUACUAACCAUCAGGUGGAUAAUGAUACUAUAAAGUCUAUAGAAAUUGGAUUCAACAAACCAUUAUCAGACAAUAACAACUGUCAAAAUAAUUCAGCAUUUUCUUUACCUCUUUCAGAUGGUUAUCUUACACCCAGUUUUGCACCUUAUUAUCUAUCACAUAGAUAUAGACAAAAUAUUAUGCUACAAUAUAUAGUACAAAAUCAUAAUUUAAUAAGAACAAUUCUUUCUUGUACACUUCCACUAUCAAUUGUUAAUAAUGGCGAAUUUAGAAAAUUUUGUAGUUCUCUUGAUUCAAGAUUUAAACUUCCUAACAAAAUUUUUGAAAAACUUCAAUUUCAAUUGUCCAAAUUCAAAAUCGCACGUGAAAAUAUUGUUAGUAUUACUAUUGAAAAUGAAGAUAGUAAUAAUGCAAAAACAGCUUUAUCACAAUUGCAAAUUAAAUAUAUUCCAUGUAUGGCAAAUAUUUUACGAAAUAGCAUUGAUUCAAAGCUUUUCUAUACCAAUAACAUUAUAAACAAAUCAAAAAAAUUAAUUGAAAUUUUAAAUAAUGAUACAAAUCGCCAAAAAUUAAGAGAAGUUCAACCACCUUUUAAUCUUGUAGAUAUAGAAAAUGAUUGGAAUUCAGUAUAUCAAGCUAUAAAUAAUCUAAUAAUAUUGCAACCUUCAAUUCUAUACCUUAGUAGAGAAGAUGAAAAAUUAAAAGAAAAUAUACUUUCUGAGGAUGAAUUUAAUAUAUAUAAAGAACUUGAUAUUAUCUUAACGCUAUUCUAUAAAUUAACUGAAAUGUUAAAACAUUCAAAAUAUUCUGUAUUGAGUUUCAUAACUCCAGCAAUCGAAAAUAUUAAGCAGCGCCUUAGUAUUUAUCAACCUAAAAACAAUAUAGUUCAGCAAGUAAAAGUAACUAUAUUAGACAAUCUUAAAAAAAUUUUUAAUACACCCUCAAUUUUUGGAUUAUAUGAAUCAACUACUUUAAACCCUGUUACAAUAAAUAAGGAUUCGAAAAUGUUGGCAUUUUUUUAUAUAUUUAUUCAAGAAAAUAGACAAACAGAAUUUGAUAAAUAUCUUGAAUUACCUCAAUUGGAUGUAACUGAAGAAAAUAAUCCUUUGAUAUAG